Coffea eugenioides is the source of this 3167-nucleotide messenger RNA. Its product is annotated as WD repeat-containing protein 75. NCBI's taxonomy places the organism in Eukaryota, Viridiplantae, Streptophyta, Magnoliopsida, Gentianales, Rubiaceae. The transcript has 16 exons. The record is from RefSeq and is a predicted model, not a curated record. Bases 165 to 2612 code for a protein of 815 amino acids. Gene Ontology annotation, molecular function: protein binding.
UAGGGUUUAAGGAAUGAGGGGUUUAUUUUGACAGAAAAGUGAAUUAGAAUCCUUUUCCUGGGUUGGCUAUUCCGUUGCACCUCAAAGUCCAAAGCCGUCAAAUUCUUAACUGGGGCGACGAUUAAGAUUUAGAUAGUAGUAGCCUGUUGUCUGUAAAAGGGAAGAUGAUUAAGGUAGGAGGAAAAAGCUAUACUUCGUCGCCGCCGGCAUUCUCAAACGACACUAACAAACUCCUCGUCUGCACCGGCAACACCGUCUCUAUCUUCAGCGCCUCCACUGGCUUACUCAUAAAUGAACUUGAAGGUCACACCGCACUAGUGACAUCGGUGGUAGUGGUGCCACCAACUUCGCCGGCCAAUAAGAUAUUAGCUUAUUGUUGGACGGCUUCGCUUGAUGGUACCAUUAGGUACUGGGAUUUUUCCGCUCCCGAAUUGAUGAAGACUAUCAAUAUACGCGUCCCAAUUCACUCCAUGGUGGUUCCUGGUUUAUUACGUAAACCGGCUGAUCAUGGUGAGCAGCCAUCUCAUCUCUUUGCUUAUCUAUGCACCGAGGAGGUGAAAAAGCAAGGACAUCGGAAUGCCUCCGCAUUCUGGCAGAUUCGCAAGUGUAAUUUAACUCAGUCUCGUUUUUUAGAUAAAUUCACUUUAGCUGAGACUUUAAAACCCCAGAUUAUAACCAUUAGUCCGUUUGGAAACUACAUUGGAAUUUGUGAAAAGCACAAACUUCGAAUAUGGGAAAUCCCAGCAAGAGAUGCUAAUCAUGUUGCCUUCAAGAAAAUGAGAUUGCAUCAUACAAAAACCUUCACCACUCUAGCUUUUCAUCCAACAGAGAGAAUUGUAGCUGCUGGUGAUGGUACUGGGAGAAUCUUAGUAUGGAGAGGUGUUGGGGAAAAGACAUUUUCUGGUGGUGAUAAUAACUUGGUAAAUGGUGCAUCACAUGGAGAUGCAGAGGAAAAGCCGGGAGUGAGGCAGGAUGAUGAUGCUGAUUCUUGCACCACAUGGCAUUGGCAUUCUGCUGAAGUAAACGUCUUACUUUUCUCUGCUGAUGGUGCCUACUUGUUCUCAGGUGGGAAAGAAGGAGUCCUUGUACUUUGGCAGUUGGACACAGGGAAGAGAAAGUUUCUUCCACGUAUUGGGUCUCCACUUCUGUAUUUCACAAAUUCUUUGGAUCCUUCCCUAUCUUCUGUAUCCUGUGCAGAUAAUCUCAUUCAUCUGCUGAAAAUGCCUUCAAUGGUUAUCUCGAGAUCUAUUUCUGGCAUCAAGCCUCCCAGUUCAGUUUUGCAAUUCAAUGAGGGCUCAUGCAGCGGGGUUGCUUUUAAUCACUCUGAUGGUCUGGCUGCUAUAUGUACGGAGAAUUACCGUAUCCAAUUUUACAGCUUGUUCGAUGACCGUGAAAUUUCUGAGGUUCAAGUCUGUGAAAGGAACCAUCAACCGGGGGAGGAAAUCACGGUGAUUGUGAAUUUGGUUGCCCUCUCCCCUGAUGGUUAUAGCAUGGGCACUGUUGAAACUAGGCUUCCUGAAGAAGGAAUAGGGGGCCUUGUAAGUUUAAAAUUCUGGGAGUGUAGCUCUCAAAGUAAAGAAUUUAGCUUAUCCACUGUUGUAUAUGAACCACACAGGGAUGCAGGUGUUUCAGAUGUUGCAUUCCAUCCUACCCGUCAAAUGGCUGUCAGCUCCUCAUAUGGUGCUGAUUUCAAGGUUUGGAAAUGUGGUUAUGGAGUCUCAGGGAAGGACCAGAAGCCCCAGAGUAAUGGAUGGACAUGCCAUGCUGCUGGUUCCUACAAAAAGAAGCCAAUGACAGCUGCAACAUUCUCUAUGGAUGGUUCUGUUCUUGCUGUUGCUGCUGAAAAUGUCAUUACAUUGUGGGAUCCUGACAGGAAUUUUCUUGUGGCUGUAAUUGGAGAGAGUAUUGAACCAAUCAGAAAGCUCUCAUUUGUGGGAAAGUCUGACUAUCUUGUAUCUGCAUCCCAAGGAUCAAACCCUGAACUGUUCCUUUGGAGUAUGUCCAAUCUUUCAGUAUUGUGGUCAUACAAGCUUCAUGCCGAAGCUGUGUCCUGUGCAACGGAUGGUUCCUCCUUUGCUGUCCUCGCUCAUCUACCCACAUCAUCUAAGAGUACAGAGUGUUUAUAUCGCUCUACACAUGGUGUAGAUGGGGUGAUCUUGUUAUUCCCUGUAGACAAAGCAAUCCCUAUCUCCACCUGGUUUGUCCAAAAGGCUCAGGGUGGGUCUCUUGCUUUCAUUGAUGCAAGCUCAAGAUUAGAGGAUGGCAAUGCUGGAAGAAAAUCAGUGGAGGUGCUGACAUACAUUAACGGAGCUCAUGAAUAUGUCCUCUUGGACCCAUUUGGGGAGUCGGCCCCUAUUCGAUGUACCUCUCAGCCGGAGAGUCUGGUUGACUUUGGGGAGACAGCAGGGAGAUAUGGGUAUACUUCCAUAUAUGGUAAACUUCCAGAAUUCAACAUAGAAAGGGAACGCAGUGCAUCAAUUGCAACAGCAGCAUCUGAAAGGAGCUGGGAGAUGAUUCUUGACGGACCAUCUCAUAAUCUUCCUCCUUUUACAACAUUGUGCUCAGCGUUUCUGGAGUCAUUACUAGAAAGGAGAACUGCAACCGUCGAAUAAGCGUAAGUAGUACCCAGGCAUGGUGAGAAUUACAAAAACUCGCACCGAGCAAGAUCCAAAUUGAGCAAGCUGUGAUUCCGUGCUUGCUCCCUGCAUAAUUGGAUUGGAGUAGAGGGGAGGCGGGUAUUGAAGAUUGGAUUGUUGCAUAUAUUUGAUCAGUAUGAAGCAACUAUUAAAAAAUCGAAACGAGGCCUGCUUGUACAGUGCCACCCUACCAUUUUGGCUAAGCGAAGAUUGAGAUGAAGCUGUGAAAAGCUAGGUUUGCGGUCAUUGCCUUUGUAUAUUAACAGAAAUGAGGAUCAUAGGAAGCAGAGGCGUUAAUGGGAUGAGCCAAUUUUGAUGCGGGCGGUGAUUUUUAUUGUACUUCUUUCACACAAAUGUUCACCUGUUGUACCAUACUGGUCUGAUGUUACUUAAAAACUAAUUCAACAUGGAUGUAUGUAUUUUUUGUGUUGAAUCGGCCUCGAAUGGUAGGAAUUGCAAUCUUUAGAGAGGACCAUAUAUUGUGAGGCACUUUACUUGACUGAGAUUAAAAAUCGCAAAAAGUUUUUUGGA